AGAUGGCACUACAGGCUCGGAGUGGUCAGUGUUUUGACGUGCAGUCUUGCCAGCUCGUGCCAGCUGUGGGAAUCAUUUGAAACUUUUAAUUUGUGGUUAUGAAUAAAUAGUAAUGGUCAACAAAGGGAAUUAACCAUUUCGUGAAGAUUUACUGUACUUAAAUAACCGUAUUUAGACGUUUUUGAAUGACAGUAAUGGCUUUAUCAUGCGUGUACAUGGCAGCUGACGUGUAUUUGGUUUGCCUACAACAUGCUUUAUCUACAGAAAAGGAAGAGGUUAUGGGUCUACUUAUUGGAGAGAUCGACUCCAAGAAAGUUGCCCAUAUCAGUGCUGUUGUAAUGCUGCGCCGUUCAGAUAAAAGGAAGGACAGAGUGGAAAUAUCUCCGGAGCAACUUACCAAUGCCGCAAUUCAAGCCGACAAAUUAACUCAUGAAUUGGGAAGAACCAUGAGAGUUCUGGGGUGGUACCACUCUCAUCCUCAUAUUACAGUGUGGCCAUCACAUGUUGAUGUGCGAACUCAGGCAAUUUACCAGAUGAUGGAUGAAGGAUUUGUGGGCAUCAUUAUUUCAGUGUUUUCAGAAGAUAAAGUUUCUAAGGAACAACAAGUACAGAUCACAUGUUUUCAGUCAACCAACCAAAGUCCAGAAGGAGAAUCCCCUCAGUAUAUAAGACUAGAAGUUCCUCUUCACAUUCAACCUACUAGCUGUUUGUCAAAACCAUGUUUGCAAUCUAUGGUAGAACUCCCAGAAAUUUUAUUUCAAGAGGAGAAAGACAGUUACGAUGCCACUACAAAAUUGACAUUUCUUAGUAUCUUAGCACAAUUAAACAAUAAAGCAGUUUUGACCCAGGCUCUGUGUCAUAUUACAGAAGUUGUAUCUGGUCCUUUAGUAAUGGCUCUCGAACAAAGAAAAGCCAACAACCAGAAGAGAUGCAGAGAAUUACUUCAAGAAAGAGAGAGUCUGUUGACCCUAAAGUCAACUAUGUGAAUAUGGUGUUUUUCAGUAUCUUAGAUUUACUGUGUAAACAAACAAUUCUUUCUUAUUUCUGGAUUAAGUGUACUUAAACAAGCUUGAGUGGAUCAGACCAGUGUGAUUGUCAACUUCAUAAAAUAGUAUGUGAAGUCAAUAUUGGACUUAAUUUUUUUAACACAGCUAGACAAUUUGUGAACUAUUUGUGAUGUGUUAAUUUCCUCUAUUUCUAGAGAUGAAAUGUACAUUAUGUUUGAAUUGCAAGGGACUGAGAAUCUUGCCAUUUCUAGGUUUAUCUACAGAAAUAGAACGAAAGAUUUUUCAUAUGAUGCAUUUUUUUUUAAACCUUUAUUUCCUUGUAUUCCUGUUUUUUGAAAUCAAUGAAUUCAGUAGUAA
Gryllus bimaculatus (two-spotted cricket) is the source of this 1364-nucleotide messenger RNA. Lineage: Eukaryota; Metazoa; Arthropoda; Insecta; Orthoptera; Gryllidae. The record is from the annotation of a GenBank genome assembly.